AACUCCGAAGCUGACGUCGAGCGUUUUCGGUUCGUAGUUGCGUCAAUCAGCCCACUGCGUACAACAAGUGAAUCGAGCCGGACAUAGCGACAGCAAGAACAUCCCGACAUGGCAGAAACGGCAACUGAACUCUCGCCCGUUGUUUCCAUGGAAGGGAAGAAAAAUACGCUGACAAAAAAACCGGAAACGUCCACCCGUAAUUGGGGCCUGCUAUCCAGUGUUGACGUAAGUCUGUUGCCACAGAAGGCGUACUUCUUUUGUUUCGGGUACGCCUUUGGAUCAGUUGCUCCCUUUCUGAAUGGGUAUUUCAAGCAGCGUGGUAUGACCGAUGAGCGAAUUCGUAUCAUGACCGGAGUUCGCCCAUUCAUCGGAUUCGUCAUGAUACCGCUAAUCAAUAUCCUUGCGGACCGUUAUCAAAGACGGCAAAAUUGUUCUUAUGGUCGCUCUGGUGUCGCUUAUACUUAUGAUGUCUACAAUGGGCAUGAUACCGCCCCCUACGGAGAAACCAUGUAGAGCGAUUCAGGAACAUUUUGGAAACUCUUCUAACACCACGCGCUCCCACUUCCAGGGCCUCUUGGGUGGAGGAGGUGGCGUGGGCGGCAGGAAGCGUUCUUUGGAUCCUUUCGCUCGAUACAUACGACAAUCGGACGAGUACAUUCAGGUAGAAUUCAACAAUGAAUCUAAUAUUGACAUCCUGGUGGACGAUAUGGAAGGAGAAAAACUCCAAGACAGGAGUUGGUUGUAUACCGCAAGCAGUCUUAGUAGCUUGUUCGCAGGGUAUAUGGCUUUGUUUAUAAUUGGAGAAAUGCUGACGUCACCAACCGGAAGUCUUGCCGACACUGCGACUCUGUAUUCUCUUGGGAAGGACGAUCUUACCUACUAUGGUCACCAGAGGGCGUGUGCUGCUAUCGCUCAUAUCCUGUCAUGUUUUCCAGCGGUCGCCAUUUUGAAACUAUCUCAUCUGGUCAUGUACAGAUGUGAUAUCACCCUCGAUUUCUUUCAUUAUAAGAUUCUAUUCUUUAUUUUUGAUGGAUGGAUGAUAAUGACAAUACUUAUCGUCUACUUCAAAUUCGACUAUGGGGAUGACAAAAAGACUUCAACUUAUAACCCCAAAGGCCUCUUUAAGAUGCUGACAUCCGCUCAUUACGGGUCCAUAUUGGCUAUAGCGUUUUACUUCGGUACAUGUAAUGGUCUUAUUCACGGAUUUUUCUUUGGACAUAUGAGAGACUUAGGUGCUGAUGACACUCUACUUGGUGUAGCCACAUUUAUUUUGUAUGGUUCGGAAGUAUUAAUGUUCUUCCUGGCGCACACCAUGAUAAAGAUGUUGGGCUAUAUUUGGGUGAUGUAUUUUGGAUUAGGGUGUUAUGUUGUCCGGUUUCUGAUGUACGCUCUAAUCACGAACCCAUGGGGAUUGAUACCAGCUGAAAUUUUACAAGGUGUAUCUUAUGCCGCAGUGUGGGCUUCAAUGACGACAUAUAUGGCCAAAGGAGUGUCCUCCGACAACUAUGCAACAGUCUUGGGUCUUCUGCAUGCUAUGUACUGGGGCCUUGGUAACGGUGUUGGCAACUUUGUUGGCGGCGCUAUGAUAGAUGACCUUGGUGCCAAAUAUACAUUCUGGGUUUUCUGCAUACUGAGUGCCUUGAUUUUGGCCUUGUUUGCAUUUAUUCAACGGAUGUACCCAGAAGGACCAACAUUUGUGGGUGAUUACUCAGAAAUCGAAGGGGAAACACUGAUCGGCGACACUCAACCGACACUCUAUACAUCACCCCCUGACAAUGAUUUUGGCCAUGCCAUGUUGGACACCGAGGAAGCUCCCCCGCCAAUGGAAGAAGCCAAAAUGAUGCUGAAGCAAACAGACUCGGAGCUUCAGGAAGACCCUGCAGCUGACGAGAAGCAGGACAACCCUUUUGCUGAGGAUACUUCCCCGGCGGCUGUGACACAGGAAGAACCUGAAGAAGAAGAAGAAGUAGAAGAAGAGGAUUCUCCAGCUGAAGAAAGCGAUGAUAAUGUUUAAUUAUCCGAUGAUGAUGUUGGCAUCAGCUGUUAGACUUUUGAUACUAAUUAUAUCACCCGCAAUGAAUGUGUUCAAUGUAUUUUUGUAAGUGGAUCUACAUGAUUUAGAAUGUGCAUGACACUGGUGAGUAGAGCGUUGUCACCAGAUGUGGCAGAAAGUUAUAGCUUCGGGUAAGUAUGACGUAACUAAAUAAUGGACACCUGCCUGAAAUAUUGAACUAUAGAAAAUAAAUAAGCAAACUGUGAGCUAUUAAUUUAGCUGCAUGACAUAGAAGUGCAGAGGACCGUAUUUUAUUGUAACCAUACGUUCAGUUCUGCUAUGCGAAUUCUACAGAGUAGUUGUA
Molecule: messenger RNA, 2357 nt
Organism: Saccoglossus kowalevskii
Lineage: Eukaryota; Metazoa; Hemichordata; Enteropneusta; Harrimaniidae
Product: major facilitator superfamily domain-containing protein 6-like
Cellular component (GO): plasma membrane
Source: RefSeq, a predicted model, not a curated record